Amoebophrya sp. A25 is the source of this 234-nucleotide messenger RNA. Lineage: Eukaryota; Dinophyceae; Syndiniales; Amoebophryaceae. The record is from the annotation of a GenBank genome assembly.
CCAUCUCGUCCGUCACCUUCCGGAGAAACUGGUAACGGUUCUCAGUCUGGGUACGCAGGCGGUCUCCCGGAGCAAUGGUGCGAUUUGCUCAGCGUGGAGUCUCUUUUAGAGGAGCUAGUGUAUUUGAUGCAGGACGAAGACUUCUCGCGUAUUGAGACGGGCUUCAUCUGGCUGGACUUCCUUACUUACGGGCCGACGAAUGAUGCGGGUCGAUCGGCGCUGAUGGCUGCGGCG